AUGACAGCUGGAGCCUGCUACUGGAGUGGCCGCAGCUCUUACUGCUGCCCUUGCCGUGGCCAAGUACUGCCAGAUGUGGUCGAAUCUUCGUCGACCUAUUGCCUGGAGUGCGGGCAUCCACUCAGAAAUCAUUUCAGAAUUGGGCCGCACCCAAGUGAUCCUAGUGCUAGCCAGGUCUUGCUACCAAGACACCAAACCGUGAAAAAGCUUGCCAAUCGCAUCCAUGAACUGAGAGUGGUGCUUGCCCGUGGAACCCCCUCAUCGGGAAAAACCUUUCUCGCCCGGUCUCUUCAUACCUACCUCCGUGGACAGGGAGUCAAGUCUAUUUACAUCAGAAGCUUCCCCCUUAGCUUGGAGGGUGGUCCCACCGCGUUACAUCAUCUGGUCGAGGCCUGUCACAUCCAAGGUUUUGCGACAUUUGGGCACAGCGUUCUUCGCGACAAAUUUGUGUUCCUCAUCGAUGAUGCGCACACGACUUACAAUAACUCCGAGCUGUGGUUGAUUCUGAAUUCGGUGAACCAAGAUCGACUCGGGAACAUACCAGGAGCCAGUUUCUGUAUGUUCAGUGCAUUCGGUACCCCCGAUAGGGGCGUUAUGCCACACAAUAUGGGGAGUGACCUGUUGAUAUUCAAUAAGAGUCAACGUCUUUUCUUGUCCGAGCGGUCUGCCGAGGAUAUCACACUUUUCUACACCCGAGAAGAGUUCGAUCUCUACAUGGAAAUGCAUUUCCAGGGUCGAGGUUCCGAUUACGAAAUCUGCGAUAUUUUGAAAGAUAUGAUCUUUGGCUUAACUGAUGGCCAGCCUGAGUUGAUGGAUGCAUUCAUGCAUCUCUGCGACAUGUGGUAUGAGGCAUUUUAUAAGGAUGACGACCUUGAUCUUAUGAGCUACGAUGACUAUGAAAUUAGUCAAUUCUUUCAAACUCGUGGCAUUCUGGAAGGAACAAUCGCGGUAAUUGUAAACUUCGUGGGUCUUCCGCUUUUGCCUGAAACUUUUUUCCUCCUGAACAUGAGUUUGAGGUUCUUCGCCAGGCUCACCAAACCCGUGAUGACGGCAUUUUAUUCGACCCACAAAGUGAAGCUAUGCUAUCAUGCCUCACAAAAGGUUGGCUUCACAUGGAAGAGAGCCGACAAGGAGGAUUCAAAUGUUACUUUCCAACAAUGUUUCACAACAGGCUUGUGGAAUACCUCAUGGGAGUCCAGGAUCUUAGGUAUCCCACCCCGCCUACUUUGA
Molecule: messenger RNA, 1230 nt
Organism: Penicillium samsonianum
Lineage: Eukaryota; Fungi; Ascomycota; Eurotiomycetes; Eurotiales; Aspergillaceae
Exons: 4
Coding region: 1-1230 (409 amino acids)
Source: RefSeq, a predicted model, not a curated record